Molecule: messenger RNA, 5109 nt
Organism: Pseudomassariella vexata
Lineage: Eukaryota; Fungi; Ascomycota; Sordariomycetes; Amphisphaeriales; Pseudomassariaceae
Product: HECT-domain-containing protein
Exons: 3
Coding region: 1-5109 (1702 amino acids)
Biological process (GO): proteasome-mediated ubiquitin-dependent protein catabolic process; protein polyubiquitination
Cellular component (GO): nuclear speck
Molecular function (GO): ubiquitin protein ligase activity
Source: RefSeq, a predicted model, not a curated record
AUGGCUGGUACGGAAGAGCACGAAAAAGAAGCUGACCCUCCUCCGCCACCGCCUCCACCCGCGCACGAUCCCGAUGAUGAUAGUGACGACGACGACGACGACGACGAUGAACCGCAUCGCCACUACGACGAUGAUGAUCCGUUUGGUGGAUUCGGGGGUCCUCCAGGUUCAGGUCUUUCGAGUACCCUGCGAGCCUUGACGGGCAUGAUGUCGGGAAUGCCUUCGAGAUUAAGAGAGCUCCUGAACAAUCUAAGGAUGAAAGAGGACCCCUCGAUGCAGAUGAUCGCUCUGCAGGAGCUGUCCGAGAUUCUCCUGGUAUCCAAUGAGGACAACCUGGCUGGGCACUUCUCCCCGGACUCCUUCGUCAAGGAGCUCGUUGUGUUAAUGCAGCCGAACGAGAUUACAGGAGAAGAGAACCCAGACAUGAUGCUUAUCGCCUGCAGAUGCCUUGCAAACCUCAUGGAGGCUCUACCAGCUAGUGCGGCCAACGUUGUUUACGGUGGCGCAGUGCCUGUUCUCUGCCAGAAGCUACUUGAAAUCCAAUUCAUCGAUCUCGCCGAGCAGUCCCUAAGUACUCUGGAGAAGAUAUCGGUCGAUUACCCGACCAGCAUUGUCCGUGAGGGUGGCCUCACAGCCUGUCUAUCCUACUUAGAUUUCUUUGCUACGAGCACACAACGGACGGCUGUAACGACAGCUGCCAAUUGCUGCCGGAACAUCCCUGAGGAUUCGUUCCCUGUGAUCAAAGACGUCAUGCCCAUUCUACUCAAUGUUCUGGGUAGCAACGAUCAGAGAGUCGUGGAGCAGGCUUCUCUAUGCGUCACGCGCAUCAUUGAGAGCUUCAAGUACCAGUCUAGCAAGUUGGAGGAACUUGUCAGUGUGGAUCUCCUCAAGGCUAUUCUGCGUCUCCUAGUUCCUGGCACCACAAACCUCAUUCGCGCCAACAUUCACACCCAAUUCUUACGUGUUCUGGCCAUCACAGCACGUGCCAGCCCGCGACUGUCUGCCGAGCUGUUCAAGUUGAAUGUGGUCGAGACACUAUACCAAAUUCUCACAGGAGUCUCUCCGCCGGAUGAGACGGAGGACGUGGCCUCGAAGCUCGACAGUGUCGUGAUAAUGCAAGCUCUUAUCCAUCGUCCUCGGGACCAAAUUAUCGAGACUCUUAACGUCGUCUGCGAAUUGCUCCCGGGUCUUAAGUGGAUUGACCUUUCAACCCCACAGAUCCCAACUGGUCUCGACGUGUCAGAGCCUAUCACUCCCUCCUCCGUGGGCGGUCCGCGGAAGAAGUCCUCUAAUGAGAAACGACUGGAAUUUCUCGACGAGUGCAAGGAUCAGGUCCGACGCUUCGCCCUCAUCCUCUUCCCUACCCUAACCGAUGCCUUCUCCAGCACUGUGAACCUCAGUGUGCGCCAAAAGGUUCUUACCGCCCAGUUGAAGAUGCUCUCCAACCUCGACAAAGAUAUUCUUGUCGAUGCGCUCAAGUCUGUCCCCUACGCCUCGUUCUUGGCUGCUAUUCUGUCCCAGCAAGAUCACCCGUCUCUAGUGAUGUCAGCCAUCCAGACAACCGAACUUCUCCUCACUCGCUUAGAUGACAUCUAUCGGUAUCAGAUUUACCGUGAGGGUGUGAUAUCUGAGAUUGCGAAAUUGGCUGAGGAUCAGGAAACUGCUGAGCCGAAAGGAGCUGAGACCACGCCUAUGGAGUCCAACACGGAACCGAGCAUGGGUUCUGCAGACGGUGGCGGAAGUGACAGAGUCUCCAUCCACAAUGACUCAGAGGAGGAGGAAGAGGAUGAUGAAGAUGAAGAAGACAACGACGAUGAGGACCAUGAGAAUGAUCACCAUGACGACGACAUGUCAGGGUCGCCCGUCAGCUCUGACGGCUCGACCAUGUCUCUCGACGGCCCACCACGAACGUUCCUCGCUGACAUUCCCUCCAUUAAGUCGAGGAUCGCCGAGGUUGCAAAGAAAUUCCUCGAGGCACACGAGACAGAAAAGCAAGGAAAGAGUAUGAAGAAAAAAGCUUUAAAAAUCUUGACCGAUCUUCAAUCCCUCGCAUCAGACAUAGAAUCGUUCUAUCUUCAGCGAACUGCCAAGAACCUUGCUCCAGAGCAAGGUACUGCACUUUUCGAGAGGCUCUCAGCUUACUUCGACGCCGAUGUUUUGGAGAGCGUUACAAGCGCAGAACUCCUCGCAUCAGGAUUAGUUCGCGUUCUCGAAGAAGUCUUCAGUAACCCUGACGAAGCUCUCGCGAAUGCCGCUAGAUCCGCGUUCCUGGAGGUCUUUAUGGGCCGAUCUGUGAAGUCCAGGCCGAAGACCACCUCGGCUGAUUCACCUGCGACGCCUUUCAGUGUCAUGGUCCACAAGAUGCAGGAUCUCCUCAGUCGAUCGGAGCACUUCGAGGUGUUGACGGUGCAUCAGAACACUUUCGACGGGAAUCGCAGCAGCGCCGCAUCUAUGCUGGCGAAACAAAUCCGUCUCAAGCUAGUGGCUGACGAUGAUUCGGACAUUCCACGUUCGUACCGCAAUAUUAUGGUCUCGAUUCACGCUAUAGCAACAUUCAAGGCUCUCGAUGAUUACCUGCGCCCCAGGAUCAGUCUUCAUGAGCGACCUCGCGGGCCACGACCCCGUGACGGACUCUCUAGAGCGCUAGCUGCCAUGGCUGGUUCGGCGGGACUUCCCCCGGAACGUCUUGCUGAACGAUUGGGUUACUCUUCUACACCAGCUCCGCCGCCGCCUGUUCCUGCCCAGUCCUCGAGCUCACGGCCUGCCAAAAAGCCUAGGCCCAAGUCCUCGGGCCAAACUGACGCUCCCGCAACUCCCAAUCCACCUGCGGGAUCAGCGCGGGAGAAGGUGAGUCUCCGCAGAUCGACUCGUCGUAACCCGGCACCUCCGAGCGAGUCUCAAGCACCACCCCCGCCACCACCACCGGAAGAAGAAGAUGACUUGCAAAAUGCGCUAGAGUGUGCAGAUGAGAAGCAACUGUCUGACGACGAUGAGGAUGAGGUCCCUGACAGCAGUGCUUUGGAUGCCAUCGUUGGGGAUCUUGAUGAAGAUAUGGAAGACGCCCCAGUUCCGGACCCAUCUGCAGUCAAUCUCGAAGUUGCCGCCGGUGGGAAGAUCACGGCUAGGAAAGAAGAUGGAACACGAAUACCUACCCCGUCACAGUCGGGGCUUGGUAAUGUUCCCAAUCGUUCCGUGGCGCACCCUCCCUCUGGAUUAUCGCAGCAGAGCACACCCACGCCGGCCAUGGCGCCUUCCCGGCCGCUCUCGUACGCUGCUGCUAUCCAGGCCGUACCGCAAGACUGGCAUAUUGAGUUCAGCCUAGACACCCGAGUCAUCCCUAAUGAAACUACCAUCUACCGGGCUGUUCAUCGCACUUCUCCGCCAGCAGACGAGCACUUCAGCCGAAGCGUCUGGUCUGCCGUGCAUGCUAUCAAGUUCCGCCGUGUGCCGGGACCACCUCCAGCCGAGCCUAUUGGGUUCGCUACCAGUACAGACGAGUCUACCGAUAUCAAUGGGACGCCUGCGUCUCUCGCCAAUAAUCCGACCACGGCUUCUAUCCUGCGGCUUCUUAAAAUGCUGCACGACCUUAAUGCUAACAUCGAUGACAUUUUGAUCGAGGAUAAAACAGCUCUCAGACUCAAUGUUGAGCCGCUGUCUCAGUUUGUCAACACGAAGUUGACUGCGAAGCUGAACCGCCAGCUUGAGGAACCAUUGAUCGUGGCGAGCAAUUGUCUGCCAGGUUGGAGUGAAGACCUUGCCAGACUUUAUCCGUUCCUCUUCCCCUUCGAGACGCGCCACUUGUUUCUUCAGUCCACGUCAUUCGGCUAUGCCCGGUCUAUGAGCCGGUGGCAAAAUGCCCAGCAGGAGGAGACAAGCCGGCGGGAUCGUAGGGACGAACGACCUUUCCUCGGCCGUCUUCAACGCCAGAAGGUCCGCAUCUCUCGAACCAAGAUUCUCGAAUCUGCUGUGAAGGUCAUGGAGCUCUAUGGCGCAUCACAGAGCAUUCUCGAGGUUGAGUACUUUGAAGAGGUGGGCACUGGUCUCGGACCUACCCUUGAGUUUUACUCGACCGUAUCAAAGGAAUUCUCAAAGAAGAAGCUGAAGUUGUGGCGUGAGAUGGACUCGAAUGACUCGGAGGUGUUCAUUUCAGGUCCCCACGGACUCUUCCCUAGACCAAUGGCCAAAGACGAUGUCAAUAGCGAGCGCAUCUUACAACUUUUCAAGAUGCUUGGAAAGUUUGUUGCUCGAUCCAUGAUUGACUCUCGCAUCAUCGAUUUGAACUUCAACCCCAUUUUCUUCCGAAUUGGAGAUGGCACCACUGGAGUUAAGCCCUCUCUCGGCGCGGUCAAGAUUGUUGAUGCUGGCCUGGCGAACUCCUUAAAGCACAUCAAGAAGUUUGCUUCAGCCAAGAAGGAGAUUGACGAGGACCCAAACCGAGAUGCUGCACAGAAGGUUGCCGACACUGAACAAAUUGUUAUUGAUAACAUAAAGAUAGAAGACCUUGCCCUGGAUUUCACGCUUCCUGGAUUCCCCGAUAUUGAGUUGAUCCCCAAUGGUUCGCACAGUCCAGUGACAAUCUACAAUGUUGACAUGUAUCUCGACAAGGUGGUCGACAUGACAUUGGGCAGCGGUGUCAAGCGUCAGGUGGAUGCUUUUCGUGCCGGCUUCUCCCAAGUCUUCCCGUACUCAGCGCUCAGCGCCUUUACGCCUGAUGAGCUAGUCGCCCUAUUUGGUCGUGUUGACGAGGACUGGUCCUUGGAAACUCUGAUGGACUCAAUCAAGGCCGAUCAUGGAUUUAACAUGGAUAGCAAGAGUGUCAAGAAUCUACUGCAGACAAUGAGCGAGCUCACGGCAGCCCAACGCCGAGACUUCCUGCAGUUCACCACAGGCAGCCCCAAGCUGCCUAUCGGAGGUUUCAAGAGCCUAACCCCGAUGUUCACUGUGGUCUGCAAGCCCAGUGAGCCUCCUUACACAUCUGACGACUAUCUCCCUAGCGUCAUGACUUGCGUCAACUACCUCAAGCUGCCUGACUACACGACCAUUGACAGCAUGAGACGACAACUAUUCACUGCCAUUAAAGAAGGCCAAGGUGCCUUCCACCUGUCCUAG